This is a messenger RNA of Olea europaea var. sylvestris, 1298 nucleotides long. Its product is annotated as probable carboxylesterase 17. The record is from RefSeq and is a predicted model, not a curated record. Bases 159 to 1175 code for a protein of 338 amino acids. The transcript has a single exon. Gene Ontology annotation, molecular function: hydrolase activity. Lineage: Eukaryota; Viridiplantae; Streptophyta; Magnoliopsida; Lamiales; Oleaceae.
CCAUGUGAAGACGUCAAUUUUUCCAAUUGCCCACUUGGAAAUGGAAAGUGGUAUCUUUUUACUUCCUAUAUAAGUCAAUGCAAUGGAGCCAUCAUUUUGUAACAAAAAUAUAAAGCCACAAGCUAUUUCAUUCUCCUACCUUGAGAAAAAUAGGAAGAAUGACCGCCAUGACACUAGAUCCAAGUUUGAGCCUUCAAAUGACUGCCAAAGAAUCCCAACGUAGAGUUGUGAUUGAAGAUAUUGACGGGCUUAUUAAAAUUUACAAAGAUGGUCAAGUGGAACGACCGGAUAUCGUGCCACGUGUCACAUGCUCGUUGCCUCCUGAGUUUAGGUUGAUGUCUAGAGAUUUGAUCAUUGACAAGUAUACAAAUAUUUGGGCACGUUUAUAUGUUCCAAAUCGUCACGAGAAGCUCCCUUUGAUAGUAUACUUUCAUGGCGGUGGAUUUUGUGUUGGUUCCGCCUCGUGGAGUUGCUACCACGAGUUCCUAGCAAAAUUAAGCGCGAAAGCCAAUUGUGCCAUCAUGUCAGUUAACUACCGUUUGGCCCCAGAAAACCCUCUUCCGGCUGCCUACGACGAUGGAGUCAAGUCUCUUGUUUGGCUAAGGCAGCAAGCCUUAAGUAGGGAUAACGAGUUCUUGACGAGUAAAUGCAACUUUUCUAGCAUUUUCUUAGCUGGAGACAGUGCUGGUGCCAAUAUAGCCUAUAAUGUGGCCAUAAGACUAUCCGGAUUGUCCAAUUUGAGGCCAUUAGAUCUUAAGGGACUAAUCCUACUACAACCCUUUUUCGGUGGUGAGUCGAGGACUCAAUCAGAGAAGUAUAUGGUGCAACCACCACGCUCCGCCCUCACACUGGCGGCUUCAGACACUUACUGGCGGUUGUCGUUGCCAGCUGGGGCCAAUCGUGAUCAUCCGUGGUGCAAUCCUUUGGCGAAAGGGGCUGGAAAAUUGGAGGACUUCCCUCAUGAUGUGCCUACUAUGAUAUGUUUAUCAGAAAUGGACAUAUUGAAAGAUAGGAACUUGGAAUUUUGUGCAGCCAUGGCUAGAGCAGGAAAGAAAGUGGAGCAUGUGGUGCAUAAAGAUGUUGGCCAUGCAUUUCAGAUUCUCAACAAGUCUUCUAUCUCACAAACUCGUAUAAAUGAACUGAUUUGUGUAAUCAAGUCUUUUAUCAGUAGAUGAACAAUUGAAAAAUUAUUGUGUUUUUUGGUACAAAAUAUUGUAUGCUAUGUAAUUUCCCUGUAUCUAAUUAGCUAAAGAAAUUAAUGAAGGAAAUUUAUAAAAUAAAAAGAUUUACAGGUUUUC